AUGGACGCUGAUCACGCCAAGGCUGUCAUUGCCGACCUGGGUCUCGCCCCUGACACUAUCGACAACACCGACCUUACCCAGGCCCUUCUUGUCAUCCAUGCUGCGGUCGGCACGCCCGAGUCUGAGGAGGCUCGCAAGCUGCUCGGCGAGGUGGCCAAGGCGGCCAAGAAGAUGGUGGCCGAUGAGCACCUGGUGUUCCUCGCGCAGUACGUGGCCGACGAGCGAAUCCGCAAGUCGCAGUUCAAGGCCGCAACCAAGUGGCUGAAGAAGGCCAAGGAGAUGCCCGUCGAUGAACUCGACGUGGCCGACUUUGAGCAGACGACCGGCGUGGGCGUCUCGUACACCGACGACGAGAUUGCGGCGGCGGUGGCCAAGACCCUCGCCGACAACGCCGACGACCUCGCCAAGCUCCGCUACCAGAUCAAGGCGACCAAGCUCAAGGGCCAGGUCAUGCGCUCGCUGCCUUUCGUGGAUAGCGAUGCAGUCGAGACUAUUCUCCAGGCCAAGAUGGCCGAGGCGCUCGGCCCGAUGACCGAGGCCGACAUCGCGGCGGCGGCCAGCGGCAAGAAGGGCGGCAAGAAGGGCGGCAAGAAGGGCGGCAAGGCUGGUGGCAAGGCUGGCGGCAAGGCCGGUGGCAAGGCCGGUGGCAAGGCCGGUGGCAAGGCCGGCGCGUCGGCGCCCGACGGUACUGACGCUGCGCCGGCCAAGUCGGUCCGCACGCUCCCUGUCACGCUCGACGACCCGGCGACGCUGCCAGACGCGCCGGUGACGCUCAAGUACUCGCAGCGGACGUCGGUGCGGCACGUGCUCUCGGCCGGGCUCAAGUGGUCCGGCGCGCCGGUCACGGUCGCCGGCUGGGUCCGCACCAUCCGCAAGCAGACGACCAUGGCGUUUGUGGAGCUUGUCGACGGUUCCACCAUCAAGGGCCUGCAGGUCAUUGUGGAGGAGGACAAGAUCGGGUUCGCUGAGCUUCAGGCGGCGGCGACGGGUGCGUCGCUCAAGGUCGUCGGCACCAUUGUCGAGUCGCCCGGUAAGAACCAGGCGGUGGAGAUCAAGGCGACGACGGUGGAGAUUCUCGGCGAGUGCUCCCCCGACGAGUACCCGCUGGCCAAGUCGCGAAUCAAGCUUGAGACCAUGUGGCCGCUGGCGCACCUGCGUGUGCGGACCAAGGUGGUCGGCGCCGCCGCGCGCGUCCGCAACGUCCUCGCCAUGGCCACCCACGAGUUCUUCCAGGGCAUCGGCUGUCAGUACGUCCACACGCCACUCAUCACGGCGUCCGACUGCGAGGGCGCCGGUGAAAUGUUCCGCGUUACCACGCUCCUCAAGGAGGAUGGCUUGGUCUCGGAGAUUCCGGCCACCGACGACGGCCACGUCGACUACGCGCAGGACUUUUUCUCCAAGCCGGCCAUGCUCACCGUCUCGGGCCAGCUCAACGUCGAGACGUACUGCGCCGGCCUCUCGUCGGUCUACACCUUUGGCCCGACCUUCCGCGCCGAGAACUCGCACACCUCGCGCCACCUUGCCGAGUUCUGGAUGAUCGAGCCCGAGCUUGCCUUUGCUGACAUCCACGACAACAUGGCGUGCGCCGAGGACUACCUCAAGCACUGCGUCUCGACCGUCAUGGCCAAGUGCUCCGAGGAGAUCAACGUGUUUGACCAGUACGUGGCGCCGGGCCUCAUCGACCGCCUUUACAACAUUGUCGAGUCGGACUUUACCCGCAUCACCUACACUGAGGCCAUCCGCGUCCUCGAGGCUGCCAUCGCCGCCGGCGACGUCUCGUUCGAGAAAAAGGUCGAGUGGGGCAUCGACCUUGCCUCGGAGCAUGAGCGCUACCUCUGCGAGCAGGUCUACAACAUGCCGACCAUCGUCUACAACUACCCUAAGGACAUCAAGGCCUUCUACAUGCGCCUCAACGACGACCCCGAGGCUCCCGCGCCUACCGUCGCCGCCAUGGACGUCCUCUGCCCGCUCGUCGGCGAGCUGAUGGGCGGCUCGCAGCGUGAAGAGCGCUACGACGUCCUCGUCGAGCGCCUCAAGGAGGACAACAUGCCGCUCGAGCCCUACUGGUGGUACCUCGACCUCCGCAAGUUUGGUUCGGUCGUCCACUCGGGCUUUGGCGUCGGCUUUGAGCGCCUCGUCCUCCUCUGCACCGGCCUUGGCAACAUCCGCGACGUCAUCCCCUUCCCCAGAUAUCCUGGUGAGGCACUGUUCUAG
Molecule: messenger RNA, 2214 nt
Organism: Thecamonas trahens ATCC 50062
Lineage: Eukaryota; Apusomonadida; Apusomonadidae
Product: asparaginyl-tRNA synthetase
Exons: 2
Coding region: 1-2214 (737 amino acids)
Biological process (GO): asparaginyl-tRNA aminoacylation
Cellular component (GO): cytoplasm; mitochondrion
Molecular function (GO): asparagine-tRNA ligase activity; ATP binding; nucleic acid binding
Source: RefSeq, a predicted model, not a curated record